AAUCAAUUCCCUUACGAGAUACGAUUUAUUCUUUAUUUUAUUGAUUGGUUUCUUUCUGAUCUCAAUCAAUAAUAGCAUUUUGCAGCAAUGGCGUUUGAUCAAAAUUCUGUUCCAAAGGAUCUGCGCCCAUUGAACGUAACUCCGGCGAUGGCUGAGGAGCCUCUCAUUUCGCCGGCAACCACCACGCCUCCCUCCCCCAACGACCCUUUCUACCUGCCGUCCGCUUCCGAUGGGUUUGUAUAUGGGAACAUGGGUUCCAGUCUUGCAGCAACCUGGUGCGUUUGCCCUGGUCCUAUUGGGUUUAACUAUGGUUCUAGUUUUGGUAACAGGGUUGCGACUGGGAAUGCUUUGGAUUCGGGCAAUUGGGUAGGGGCUAAUAAUGGCUUGGAUAAGGUUACUGUGAAUGGUUAUGCUUAUGGUGGUGCUUUUCGGGGCAAUAGAGUCGUUGGCAAUGUCAGUGAUCCCACUCCUAGCCCUAGCCACCGGGGUGAUGAUGCUGGGGGUGAUUCGGUUUCGGGGAAAAGAGUGAAGUUUUUGUGCAGUUUUGGUGGGAAGAUUUUGCCUAGGCCUAGUGAUGGAAUGUUGAGAUAUGUUGGAGGGCAGACUAGGAUCAUUAGUGUUGGGAAAGAUGUGAGCUUCAAUGAUUUGGUGCAGAAGAUGGUUAAUGCUUGUGGUCAACCUGUGGUUAUCAAGUAUCAACUCCCUGAGGAGGAUCUUGAUUCAUUGGUGUCCGUUUCCUGCCCUGAUGAUGUUGAAAAUAUGAUGGAGGAGUAUGAAAAAUUAAUUGAGAGAUCCCCUGAUGGUUCUGCUAAAUUGAGGGUUUUUCUGUUUUCUGCUUCAGAGCUUGAACUUUCUGGUGGGGGACAGUCUGGGGACUCGAAAGAUAGUGGGCAGAAAUAUUUUGAUGCUGUGAAUGGAAUCGCAGAUGGGAAUGGGAUUAUUGGUGGAAUCACUAAAAAGGAGAGUAUUGCAAGUGCAGCUUCAACCCAGAAUUCAGAUUUGAGUGGGACAGAGACUCUUGAUAGCUUAAUUGCCGGUCAAGGGGAUGUCAGUGGGAUGCCCGUGUCCUGUGUGUUAUCACCCAAGGAGACUGUGGCAGCUUCUCCUGACACAACUGCAAAUUUGGUGGCUUUGGAGCCCAGUGCAGCAGUAUACUCAGGUGCUUCUGCUGUUUCAGUGGGCACGCCUGUGGCUAAUAGUCCAACUUACACUGCAUAUUUCCAGAAUGAGGUUGAGUUAGAAAAGUCUGUACCUAUUACUUUAUCCCAGCAGCCAUUUGGAUUGCAGCAAUCUGGAAUAGAAAUUCAGUCACCUUCACCUUACUUGCAGCCUUUUGUUGAUCCGCGCCAGGAGGUUAUGAACCAUGUAGAUUAUGUCCAUCUGCCUCCCCAGAUGGGGUUCCCAAAUCCUCAGCUUCUAGGGAAGACUGGGCCUGUCUUCACCCAACAGCAGUUUCAUGAUAAUACUCCCGGUUUAGCAUUCCAUCAGGUCAUCCCUGGAGUACAAAUGACAACGACUCAACCAUCUUCUUACGUUGGUGUAAGACCGAAUGUCAUUCAACCACAACCAUUGAUGCAACCACAGCAAAAUCGUUUGGAUCAAUACAAUAAUGAAAACACAUCAGGGAUAAGGAUUAUCCAGCUUCCUGCUGAACGCAGUUACAACUCAUACCAGGUUCCUGUGAGUCAAGUCCCAUCUGUCAUAGUUGGAGGUAAUUAUGGCUGGGUUCAGGUUCCUCCACAAGAGCAUGUUGUUUUCUCUGAUGGGUUAUUGCCUAAACAACAAGUAAUGAUCCCUGAGAAAAUCCAAAGAACUGAGGACUGUUCUAUGUGUCAGACAAAACUACCUCAUGCACACUCAGAUCCAGUGGUGCCGGAUCAGCAUAGUAGUGGUGAAGGUCCAAUUCCUGAUUCAACCCCAACUUACCAUAGUUUCCCAAUGGAGGACAAUUCAAAAGCUCAAGCAACAAAUAGGGUUAUGGUGACUGCUGCACCCUUGAAGGAAGGUGUUGUUGAACAAGGUGCUGGGACCAGACCCAGGGUCGUUAGCAAAUUAGAACCUCCUGACGAAGUACCUUUUACUGAUACAAUUGGGCUUUCUCAUAAUCGUGAGCGACAGCCUGAAGGUGGGAGGAUUUUUAUACAAAAACCAGACGGGUUUGGCCAUCCCAGGGAUUCAUAUAUCCAGCAAAUGAUUGGAAGGGCAGGUGGAAAACAGUCUUCAAGUGAUGAUCUCAUGGGAACAGCACCACUGUCUUAUCUAGAUGAUGUUGUCCACCAGCAGCAUAUGGUGUCAGUUGAAAACUGGGUUAAACAGGAUGUGCUUGUGCAUAAACCUGUGAAUAAUGAUAUACGUAUAGUUGAAAGAAUAGAUAAACAAACUUCGGAGUGUGUGAUUCAAGGAUCUCCAAAAGAGCAUACUAAUGAGCUUACUGGUGUUGUUUCAAAAUCAGAUGCAGUAGUUAACUGGAUUAGUCAGGACCAUCUAAAAACUAUUGAUGGAAGAAUGGACAUCCUCAAGAUACGCAAUCCUGAAGGUAAUGUAAGUAAUGAUCACUAUUUGCUGCCAGUUGAUAAACCUAGUGGGAAUGAUAAAAUAGAUUACAACACUCAGCAAGCUGUAGAGGAAGAGGUGAUUCUGGAUAAAAACUUUGGCAGGCCAAAAUUGUUAGUUGAUACAAAUCAAAUUAAGAUGACAGGUGUGACGCCUUGUUCUUCUAUGGAGAUUUCAUAUGGUCACAAUGCCUGGCCGCGGGAAUACAACGAGGUUGCACAACCCUCUGUUUGGGGCAUUCCUGGUUCAAAUCCUCAAUCAAAGAGUGGAAACUCCCGCAAGGAUGAUGCUGCAUCAUCUUCAAUAUCACCAUCUGCCAGGUUUGGAGAUAUGCAGGAUUCUCCAAACUCACUCUUCAGCAAUCAGGAUCCCUGGAAUAUACAGCAUGAAACAUUCUUUCCACCUGCUAGAGCUAGCAAUGCUGCAUCGAAGAAAGAUACCUGUUCUUAUAAGGAUCACUUUGGUGAGAAUCCAGGCAACUGUGGGGAACAAAAUUUAGAAGCACAAUUGGAUGAUGAUGGCCUUUGCGGGUCAUUCAGACAGAAUUUAACUUUAGAACAUGCUCAGUUUGCCAAAGGCUCAGCAGAAGACCAACAACUUCAAGCUGUUGCUGAAGAUGUAGCCGCUUCUGUUUUGCACCCAAAUCCUGAUUUGCAUGCCAGAGGUGUUUCCUGUCGUGAAAACAUUGAGGAUGGGGAUGUUCAAAAUAAUCUAUUAAAUGUAAAGUGUAGAGAUAAAACUCAGGAUGUCAAGAGUAAGCCACCAGAAAAGGCAAAUUUUGGCUUUCCACCAUCGAAUGUUGGAGGAUUGCAGGUUAUAAAGAACUGUGAUCUUGAAGAGCUGACUGAAUUGGGUUCGGGUACCUUUGGGACUGUAUAUCAUGGAAAGUGGAGGGGCACUGAUGUUGCAAUCAAGCGGAUUACUGAUAGGUGUUUUGCUGGAAAGCCUUCAGAGCAAGAGCGCAUGAGAGAUGACUUCUGGAAUGAGGCAAUCAAGCUCGCUGAUUUGCACCAUCCAAAUGUGGUAGCUUUCUAUGGUGUUGUGCUUGAUGGCCCAGGAGGUUCUGUGGCAACAGUAACUGAGUAUAUGGUUAAUGGUUCUUUAAGAAAUGCCUUGCAGGAGUGUGCAAGGAAUCUUGAUAAGCGCAAGCGUCUUUUGAUUGCAAUGGAUGUGGCCUUUGGUAUGGAGUACCUGCAUGGAAAAAACAUAGUACAUUUUGAUUUGAAAAGUGACAAUUUGCUUGUGAAUCUCCGAGAUCCACACCGCCCAAUAUGCAAGGUUGGUGACUUGGGUCUAUCCAAAGUAAAACGUCAGACACUGAUCUCUGGCGGUGUGAGAGGAACUCUACCGUGGAUGGCUCCAGAACUGCUGAACGGAAGCAGUAGCCUUGUUUCAGAGAAGGUUGAUGUGUUUUCGUUUGGUAUUGUGAUGUGGGAACUCUUCACUGGAGAAGAGCCAUACGCUGAUUUGCACUAUGGUGCUAUUAUAGGUGGAAUUGUGAGCAACACUUUGCGCCCGCCGGUUCCUGAAUCUUGUGACCCAGAAUGGAGAUUGCUGAUGGAGAGGUGCUGGUCCUCUGAGCCAUCAGAGAGACCUAGCUUCACUGAGAUUGCCAAUGAAUUACGUUCUAUUGCAACCAAGAUAUCUUCCAAAGGACAGCAAAAUCAGCAGCUGCAACACUAUUCCUUGCAGACUCAACUCCAUAAAUAAUUUCCCACCACUGCAGGAUGCUUAAACCCAUAUUUCUCUCCACUCUGUUUUUCAUUCAAUUGAAUGACCAAUGCAUUAUGCAAUAUAUAUUAUAGGGAAGGGAAGGUUUGUUUGUUCAGAAAGAUAGUAAUCUAAGGUUGUUAUGGAGUGUCGGGCCUUUUUUUGCUUUACUGCAUAUUCUUCUAUUCCAUCCAACCCUCAAUGAACAAUAUGAAAUGUGUCAUUUCUGAGUGGCAAAACGGGGGGCUAUUUUCCCCAUAUUUUGA
Gastrolobium bilobum is the source of this 4529-nucleotide messenger RNA. RefSeq lists its product as uncharacterized. The record is from RefSeq and is a predicted model, not a curated record. The transcript is spliced from 9 exons. Gene Ontology annotation, cellular component: cytoplasm. Lineage: Eukaryota; Viridiplantae; Streptophyta; Magnoliopsida; Fabales; Fabaceae. Gene Ontology annotation, molecular function: protein binding; ATP binding; protein kinase activity. The coding region runs from base 88 to 4263 and encodes 1391 amino acids. Gene Ontology annotation, biological process: signal transduction; protein phosphorylation.